AUGAGUGUUCUGCCGGUAAAUUCCCUCAAUAGAGAUGGUAAACCGGAAGUGCUGAAUGGUGAUUUACGUACAGAGAGUGAUGCUGGCGAUGUGAAUGACACAGCGCACCAAGCAACAGAUAAGAAAGAGGUAGCCGGUGAAGUGGAAGGGGAAAACGAGGCAAAACAAGGAAAAGAUAGUGAGAACGGAAAUUUAAGCACUCCGGGAAAAGAAAUGAACUCAGAUAGCUCAGAUGCUGAUGAAACUGUGGUGGAGAAUGGGACUUCCUGCCAGCCAGCAGACGGAAUUGAAGAUGGGAAGGAUGAGAAGGGUCACAAAGAUGAAGCUGACGAAGACAAGAAGUAUAAUGGUCAUGAUGAAGUGGAAGAAGAAGAUGAUGAUGAUGAUGAUGAAGAUGAGGAAGAUGAUGAGCCUCCAACAUUCAAAUACACUCGGCUCAAGGGUCUACCCGCCAACUUCUUCACGAACCAUCCAGUGUCCACUGCUACCUUCAAUGAGAAAGUAUUCUUAUUUGGAACCCAUACUGGUCUUAUACAUUUAGCCUUACCAGAUAUGACGCCGCUCCGAACAUUCAAGGGCCACAAUGCGUCUGUUCUUUCGCUUUAUACAGAUGGGACGUACUUUGCUAGUGGUUCAAUGGAUGGAACCAUCAUCAUUGGUUCUGUUGUUGAUGAAAAGGAUAUCGUCAAGUUUGACUUCAAAAGGCCCAUCCACGCAGUUGUGUUGGACAAAAACUACCUGAAAAGCAAGACUUUCGUUUACGGAGGAAUGAGCGAAGAAGUGACACUUUGUUCACGCAAUUGGCUCGAUCAACGCGUUGACACCGUAUUGGAGAGAAACAAGGGCCCAAUCGUGGGUAUCAACACUAUCGAUGAUCUUAUUUUCUGGAUGAAUGACAGUGGAAUCACAUUCUAUCACAUAAUGUCUCGUCAGGUUGUUACGGUGAUCGCUAAUCCGUCCGAUUCGUUCCGUAGUGAUCUCUACUGGCCCCGAGUAUCGUUUCCCGAAACGGACAGAGUGCUAAUUGCCUGGGGAAACUAUAUCUGGUCUUUGCGUGUAUCUAUUAAGGGUUCAUCCAACGGAGGUAAUGGCGCUGGAACGUCAAUUAAGAGUAGGUACUUUCCUCCAGCCCCGUCGCUUUCAUUCCGUGCAACCCAGGAUAAGAAGGUCGAAAUCGAACAUGUCUUCAAGGUGGAUUAUCUUAUAUCGGGCAUUGCAAGUUUCAAGGACGACUACUGGAUAGUUCUCGCAUACAACCAACCUGAAAAAGACGAAGAAACGGGAGAAUAUACGCCAGCCCAUCCCGACCUUAAGCUUCUCAGUUCUAUGGAUGGAACAACGAAAUACGAAGAAGAGAUCGGACUAGAAUCAGGCGAAAAUUUGGGCUUGAAUGACUACCAUUUGGGCCACUACAUUGGGAACACUGGUAAUCAAUACUUCAUCUUCAGUGCCAGAGCUGGAGUCAUCGCUGAGCAAGUUCAGCUCUCCGAUAGACUUCUGUGGUACUUGGAACAUGGCUUGUUUUAUAAGGCAUGGGAAAUGAGUCAGCAUAUAGUUCUGCCAGAAAAGCGUUUAGGAUUUGGAGUGAAGCACUUGGAUGAACUCGUGAAGAGAAAUGAUUGGGAGAGUGCGACGAAGUGGAUUAAAUCCCUUUUCAAUGUUGGCACACAGUUCCUUCCCACUGGGGAUGCUAAGAGCACGCUUGCAACCGGUACUUCCUCGGUUCUGAAAGAAGGGGAUAUGGAACUACUCGCUAAAGAAGUGAGCUCCCAGUGGAACAUGUGGAGCACAAUUUUCAUGAAAACCGGCCAUGUGGAAGAGUUGACGCUGGUGAUCCCGACGGAUCCCAGAUGGAACUUACCGAAGUCCACAUAUAGCGCUAUUCUUAAGUAUUGGCUUCGCAAGGACCAAUCUGAGAGAAUUUACGAGCUUCUAAAUGCCUGGGAGCUCGAAUUGUAUGAUUUGCAAGAAGUGACCUCCACCAUUGAGGAGAUUCUUGAAAAACAACCCAAUAAUGACAGAUUGCGUCGUCAAUUGUGCAAACUUUAUGAGAGGUCAUUUGAACCUUCUAAAGCUGUUUCACAUUUGGAAAAGCUCAAGGACCCAAAUAUCAUCUCAUUCUUGGCUUCGAAUCACAUUUUACUUGCAUUUAUGGCCGACCUCCCUAAAUUUGUCAUGCUUCGGUUUCCAAAUCGUCAUGACUUUGAGAGAUUACCCAUUGCGGAGAUCCAAAAGAAGCUUGAGGAUAUCACGAAGGUUUUGGUUGAGAGCAGGCACGAGAUUUCCCCCAAGAGCAUUUUGAAACUAAUGUUUGAGAACUCACUUGAUAUUGUUAAUUACUUCUAUUUGGAGGAGCUCCUUGAAAUUGACGAAUUAUUGGUGAAAGGCUUCGAGGAUGAUAUUAUCCGAUUGUACUCACAAUACAAUAGACCAAAGCUUCUACCAUUUUUGACGUCGAAUCAUAACUACCAGAUCUCUAAGGCUAUUGAGAUUUGUGAAUUGAAUGCAUUAGUGGAUGAGUUGGUGUUUUUGUUGAGUCAAGUCGGAGAAAAUAAGAAAGCUCUCACAUUAAUAUUGGAAGAGCUAGAAGACCCUCAGCGAGCCAUUGCUUUUGCAAAAAGACAAAACGAUCAAGAGAUUUGGAGCCUCGUUCUCGAGCAUUCGUUCUCCAGACCACUGUUUAUCAAGGCAUUAAUAGAGUCUGCCGACGAGAAAUCCAGUGCAUUUUACAAUCCUAUCACUAUUUUGCAAAAAAUGGAUUCGGAUCUCAAGAUUGAAGGCUUGAAAGAUUCUGUUACCGUUGUCACUCGUGAUAAUGAUAUGAAUGUCAUCGUGAACCAGAUCAUAUUCAACAUCGUUUCCAAGAGAUCACAAAGAAUGUCCCGAAAAGUGUAUUCUGACCAACUUCGAGGAGUGGAAGUCAAUGUGAAGGCUGCAGGGCUUACGGUCAAGUUCGACACCUUUCAAACCAUUGCAUUACGGAAAGCAGAAGGUGAUGGUAUCACGGUCGAGAGAUUGAAGGAUGAUGUGGUCAAGAAGCUGUACACUACAUUGAAACAUAAACUUGAGCAUGUUCAGAAACUUCGAGGCGAAAUUUCGUGA
Molecule: messenger RNA, 3102 nt
Organism: Sungouiella intermedia
Lineage: Eukaryota; Fungi; Ascomycota; Pichiomycetes; Serinales; Metschnikowiaceae
Source: the annotation of a GenBank genome assembly